AUGCCCGUCUUCCAAGAAACUUCAACCGCCGCAAGAGAUCUCAGAAUCUUGCCGUCGCGCGCUCCUCCACUGCCAAGACUUUCCCACAAGUGCGAUGACAGUGCAAGCCCCGAGGGCAAUCAUGAGGUGGUAGUCAUAGGUGCUGGGCCGAGCGGUCUUUUUCUGACCCUGUUACUCGCCAGGUAUGGCAUCACAGACUCUUCGCUUGUCUGCCUAGACUCCAAGCCGGGGACAUUAAAGGCCGGCCAGGCAGACGGCCUGCAGCCCCGGACGUUGGAGGUGCUCCAGAGUCUCGGGAUAGCGGACGAAAUAAUCAGCGAGGGGUGUCACAUGGAGGAGGUGGCAUUUUGGAACCCGGUGGAAUCAGUCGCCAAGGGCAUCGAGCGAACCAGCUUCGUCCCUGAUGUCAGCGUGCCUGCGCGCUUCCCUUUCGAAGUCACCAUUCACCAAGGGCGCAUCGAACGUAUCCUCCAAGAGAACCUGGAUCUUUAUGCGCCGAACAACACAAUCCGAAGGUCGCAUCGCUUCCUCGAGUACACAUUCGACGACAGCCAGCCCGACUUCCCAAUCCUGGUCAAGUACGAAUAUGACCUCGCGGAUGGAACGACGCAACAGGGCACCCUUCGAACAAAGUACCUCGUAGGAGCAGACGGUGCCCGCUCACUUGUGCGAAAGUGCAUGGGUCUUGAACUGCAGGGCGAGACGACGGAUCACAUCUGGGGUGUGUGCGACUUUGUUGUAGACACCGACUUUCCCGACAUUCGCAAACGGUGUGCGGUGCACUCGGACGCAGGCUCCGUCAUGGUGAUUCCUCGAGAGCGAAUCGCGACUGGUGACUAUCUUACUCGCCUCUACGUCCAGGUACCCGGCGAGGUGGCCCAGGAUCGAGACUGUGAAACGGACAAGAAAUCAGCCGACAAGAAGAGACGUGGCGCCGUUACCUUGGAGUACAUCUUUGAGCAGGCGCAGGCCGUUUUUGCACCAUACAAAAUUAACAUCAAGCAAGGCACAGAGCCCGACUGGUGGGCCGCAUAUCAGAUCGGCCAGCGCAUGACGCCCAAGUUCUCUGCCCGAGCCGACGAUGGCGUGGACAGAGUGUUCAUCGUGGGAGACGCUUGCCACACGCACAGUCCGAAAGCCGGGCAGGGCAUGAACGUGUCCAUGAUGGACUCUUACAACCUGGCUUGGAAGCUUGCCCACAGCCUGCACGGGCUGACGCCUCGUGUGCCUUCUGGCGCAGCAGACGCCGUUCUAGAGACCUUUGAAGAAGAGCGGGUGGAUAUCGCUCGUCAGCUCAUUGAGUUCGACACGCAGUUUUCUCACAUGUUUUCCGGGCAGAUUGGCCCGGCGGACGCCGAAGCCGCGGGCCUGACGCACGACGAGUUUCUCCGCGUGUUCAGCGAAGGAAAUGGCUUCACUAGCGGCUGCGGUCUUCACUACAAACCCAACAGGCUUGUGAGGACACCUGUCGAUACUGCCGGGGAGGUUUCCCAGGCGGAUUCGCUCUGUGGCGCGUUGACGCCCGGCAGGCGGCUUCUCGAUGUCCAGGUGAAGCGUUAUGCCGAUGCCAACACUCGACAUCUUCAAGACGAAAUGCCCUCAACGGGCCGCUACCAUGUGCUUUUGUUUGCGAGCAACGACCUUCUUGACAAAUAUGGCGCUUCUCAAUCAGCUAUACUAUCGUCUAUCGAUAUUAUCCACAAGUUCCCGGCGGGCGCCAUCAAUCUCGUACUGCUCCAUCCAUUGACGGAGCGAUUCGAGUGGGCUGAUUUGCCUCCCAGCGUCAAGACAUUUGCCGAGAUGCGGACAUAUGGAUUGGCCAAGAACGAGGAUGCGUACAAGGUGUUUGGCGUGCCCAAGGAUGAGGGAAUUAUUGCAGUAAUCAGGCCUGACGGCUACGUUGGCAUGCUGGCGCCUCUGUCGGAUCCUAAACUGGUAGAGGAUUAUUUCCAUGGUUGUUUAGUUAGCAUUUAA
Messenger RNA from Metarhizium brunneum ARSEF 3297, 1974 nucleotides. Its product is annotated as 3-hydroxybenzoate 4-monooxygenase. Lineage: Eukaryota; Fungi; Ascomycota; Sordariomycetes; Hypocreales; Clavicipitaceae. Gene Ontology annotation, molecular function: oxidoreductase activity; FAD binding. The record is from RefSeq and is a predicted model, not a curated record.